AUAAUAUGUUGUGCUUCUAACUAAACUAGUGAAUACAAACUUUAGUAAAACUUCCUUGACAGCUAAGGUGCUCACAGUCACACAGUUGUAUAACCUCAGAGCUUAUACUUCUAGUCAAGUGUAAAAGAUCUGGAAUUCAUAAGUCACUCUCAACCUAGUUUUAAUUAAGCAGGUAAACGAGUUUUCCACGGCAGCCAACUUUCCUUUACUCUCUGUUAACCCUUUCUGAGGAGUUGUGCUUUUAUAUGACCCUUUCAAUCUAUUGAUUCCAUCUAUCAAUCAAUCUAUCUAUCUAUCUAUCUAACUCUGUCUAUCUGCCUGUCUGUCUGUCUGCUUGUCUGACUGUAAGGCUAUCCAAUGCGAGUUAGUUCCAUUAGAACACGGUAGAAACCAGAGGCACCUGGUAGACACAAGAAUAUUAAGAUGGUGUUUUGUCGAGAUUUCCAUCAACUGAAUUUGACAUCAGCACAGAUUUGUACCUUCAUCAAGAAUGUCUCGGCUUGUCAUGACAAUUCUGCCUGGUUUCCAUACAAUGAAAUUCUUUACUGUCAGUUUGCAGACUACAUCGGUUGGGGAGUCUUCUUCUUGAUUGUCUGGUGGUUGUUGUUGUUCUUGUUUUUGAUGAUCACUUCUGACCAAUUUUUGUGUGAGUCAUUGCAAGUAAUUACAAAAACUUUACACCUGUCUCAGAAUAUUGCUGGUGUCACCUUUCUGGCAUUUGGAAACGGUGCCCCAGACAUAUUUUCUUCCAUUGCAGCUGUGAAAAACGCCAAACAUGGCGAUGCCAGUUUAGCAUUUGGUGCCUUGUUUGGUGCUGGUCUGUUUGUCACAACAGUCGUUGCUGGGAUCAUUUCAAUAAUAAAACCCUUCAAAUUAAUGGAAAGACCCUUCCUAAGAGAUGUUGUCUUCUACAUGGUAACGCUGUUUUUUGCCUUUUAUAUUCUCUGGAAAAAAUCCAUCACAAAAUACGAAUGCAUAGGUUUCAUCCUGCUCUAUGUAACGUACACCUGUGUCGUCGUCAUCAGUCGCUACAUCUAUAUUUGGCUGAAAAAGGAGGAGAAAUGUCCAUUACUCGACUCCGAUGAUUCCUCAACCCAAUCUGACAACUCAGAGAAAAAUGCCAAAGAGUUCUGUGAAGCUGUCAACAAUACAGAAAUGAGUGGGAGCACCAGUGAUAAGGAAGAACUUCUAAGUGAUGAUGAAGACCAUAACCCUUUCCAAGAUUUUCUCAGGGCAAUAAACCCCAUGGAACAUUGUGACUAUGCAGAGGCUCAGUGGUACUGGAAAGCUUUUUAUAUUUUAAAGGCUCCUUUGUUAUUCAUUCAACUCCUGACCAUUCCGCUAAUAAGUUACGAAAGACCCAACAAGGGAUGGAACCGACAUUUAAAUUCCUUGCAUCUCAUCACAGGAUCCUUGUUCUUUGUGUUGGCCACUAAUCUCCAUCACACAUACAUCGGUCAUCUGCCAGUGUUAGUGUUAGCACUGUUGAUUGGGUCGGUCCUGGCAGCCAUCGUUUUCUUCACGUCUUCCUAUACACCCCCAACCUAUUACCCAGCAUUUAGUUUCCUCAGCUUUCUGAUGUCUGUGUUGUGGAUCUACUUGGUGGCAAACGAGGUUGUCAACCUGUUGAUAACGUUUGGUAUUGUCUUCAACAUGAGUAAUGUGGUUGUAGGGGUAACAUUCUUGGCCUGGGGCAACAGUCUGGGUGAUCUGAUCACUGACAUCACCAUCGCCAAGAACAACAACCCCCGAACUGGUAUCUCGGCCGUGUAUGGAGGACAAAUGUUCAAUCUUGUUUUAGGAAUUGGGAUUCCUUUUGCAAUUUCUACAUGGUCAAGACAGGAAGAUUUUGAACUGGUUGUUACCUUCAAAGACUUCCUGCUCGCUGCUUUCCUUGCCUUCACUUUGCUCUCGACCUUCGUUUCGAUGCCAAUUCUCAAGUUCAAAAUGAAUCGUUAUUUUGGAUGUUACCUUCUGGUUCUUUAUGGAUUAUUCAGUGUGAUCACCUUGUUGAUUGAGAUUUCAGUGAUACCAACACCUGUGAUAAAUUAAUACUUUGUCCUGUUUUCCUUGAUUGAAUGUGUGUGUGUGUGUGUGUGUGUGUUUGUGUGUGUGUGUGUGUGUGUGGAGGGGAGUUAUUCUGCUUGCCAAUAAUGGCAGGAAUUGAAAGGAAUCAACAAAUUUAACUGUCCAACGAGUUUAAAAAUUAUAAUCCUGGGGGUGUAAAACCAUGACAAAAUUUCGGUUCUAAUUUGGAACUAUUUCACUUCACUGACAACACCAAUGCCUUUGGGAAACAGAUGAAAAUCACAGAUCUCUACUUCCUACAAAAUGUUUGAUCCCUUGUGCCAAUGUAACAAAACUGUGCCUAACAAAUAUGACCGACUCAAAUGAAAUCAGGGAUGGCACAAAGGUGCCUCUUCUUUACAUUACAACCCAACAUUCAGAAGAAGAUACCAAACGACUGCCAAACUUUAUCUUCUCCAGUGAAACAAAUAAUAAAUAAUCCUAAUGUAUCAAUUCUAAAAUAAAUGAAGGUUGUGGGGACAACAGAGAAAUGUGAUGUAGGAACCAUUUUGAUACAAAACCUCGGAUAUUGUAAGGAGUCAUUAAAUAUGCAAAGCAGAAUUGGGAAAGAAGUAAUAUUUCAAGAAAGGAAUUGCAAGGUUUUCGUUUUCAAAUGGAAUCGACUUUUAUAUUUUAAUAACGGCUCUUGUGCAUGAAAAUGUGAACAUUAUGUAAAAUAAAUACUACACACACACACAUACAUACACACCCUGUGUGCCCCACCAUGACUAUAAUCCCCAGUCCCCCCAACUUUGACCCCCUGCCAAUACCUGGGAGUCUGGCCAAGAGUUUGACCAGAACAUACGCUAACACACCCACAAACAAACGCACACAUCCAAACAUGGCAGAUACAUAACCAAUAGACUUUUUUUCCACUAGGCUCAAUAUAAGCUCCCACACAUAUUGAACCCCUGCACACACAAAGGCCCCACGAAUUUAACCAAAUACAUUAAAGAAAGAAAACACACUAACGAACACAUAUGCGUAUGCCCACACCCCACACCCCACUGCAAAGGCUACACACACUCCAUUCCCACAAGAACACCAACCUUAAACUCAUUUCCCACCAACUUUUCCAGAAAACUCUUGCUGAUUCGCAACAAACCAGCCCCAGUGGUGAUGGUUUUUGUUACCACAGACGUAACUUAACUCAAACCCCCGAUCGAUUCAUUUCAUUAUCUUUUUCACAGCAAUCACAAACCAGAUAUGUUUAUUCACUUCCAACAAUAAAGAGCAAUUGGCAUAUUUCAUUCCAUAAUGACUACCUCUGAUGGGUGCAGGGUUACAAAACUGGACUCUUACCCAACGCACCAUUGAAUCCCUAAUGCAAAAGUGAUUGGUAAUUAAUGGCUUACUAGUGCAAACGACCAAAUUCUUCCUGUUAUUUUCCCUCCAUUUUCUUCUUGCAUAUGUAUAUAUAUAUAUAUAUAUAUAUAUAUAUAUAUAUAU
Octopus bimaculoides (California two-spot octopus) is the source of this 3516-nucleotide messenger RNA. Its product is annotated as mitochondrial sodium/calcium exchanger protein. The record is from RefSeq and is a predicted model, not a curated record. Gene Ontology annotation, molecular function: calcium:sodium antiporter activity. NCBI's taxonomy places the organism in Eukaryota, Metazoa, Mollusca, Cephalopoda, Octopoda, Octopodidae. Gene Ontology annotation, biological process: monoatomic cation transport; intracellular calcium ion homeostasis; transmembrane transport. Gene Ontology annotation, cellular component: membrane.